CUUAAUUGUUAUAGGAGUCAAAUGUUUAUGCCUAGGACUGUAGUCGUGUACAGAUUCAGUGUCACUCUGUUCUGUAGACUGACUGAUAAGUUUUAAAAUUAAAAAUGAAAGUUACUUAUUAAAAUUCAGAUACUCGCACACAAUUCAAUUGCACUUUUGCAUCUUGUCUUAUUCUCAUAUUAAAAAUAUGAGACUUAUGCCUGGUUUGGAAAAAACUCGAUGGAAUUAGUGAUUAGACGGUUAGUGAAUUUGACUUAAACUUAAAUUUUUCAGUGAAUUAUCCCAAAUUAUUAAUUACUAUUUGGCCCUAAUUACUAUUUUAAUAAAUAUUUGUUAAUUUUUUUAAGAAGUGGCUAUUGGUACCCGGGUACCAGAAGUGAGAGGUUGGGAUUAAAAAACUAUUUAAAAUUUUAUUGCUGGGUUUGUAAUCCUAACCUCUCACUUCUGGUACUCGGGUACCAAUACUCGCAGCCAUUUUUUAAUAGAGCCUAGGCCUAUAAUUAGUAUAAUAUUUAUAAUUAUAGUAUAGUCUGUAAAGCCUAGGCCUAGGCUAGGGAGCCAUCAAUAAAUGACAUCACACAUGGGGGAGGGGGGGGGGGCAAGCAAGGUCACGGAUUUGUGACAAUGUCUUACGGGGGUGUCUCAGCUGUAUGACAAAUUAUCACUGGGUGGAGAACGGAGGGGGUCCAAAUUAGUAUAGUCUGUAAAGCCUAGGCCUAGGCUAGGGAGCCAUCAAUAAAUGACAUCACACAUGGGGGAGGGGGGGGGGGCAAGCAAGGUCACGGAUUUGUGACAAUGUCUUACGAGGGUGUCUCAGCUGUAUGACAAAUUAUCACUGGGUGGAGAACGGAGGGGGUCCAAAAUAGCGUGAUGUCACUUAUGGAUGGUGCUUAGGCUAUUUAUAAGUAAGCCUAGACAAUUACUUUAAACUUUUAGUAAUUUAAAUCUGAGCUCUGUUGUUAUUUUUUUUUUUUACACUGUAGUAGACUAUACAGUCUAUGCAUACCAGAACAAGAUAAAAACUUUACUUCAAUACUAUUAAUAGCCCCAAGUCUAAGGGACCUACUCGAUAAAGUAUAAAUAGGCUUAAUUAUUACCAUUCAGUUGUUUGAAUUUCAACUUGGACAAAUUUUUUACUUAUUUCUUUAAAGUAAAAGUCUACAUCUACUCAUUAAUAUAUCUUUAGUUAACGUAAAAUUAAAGAUCUUUACUACACUUAAGAUCUAGGAUCUCUUGUCCUAUAGGCUAGUGACAUAGCCUAUAUUUAAAUGUAAAUCAGUUUUUAAGAAGCAUACUUUGUGCAUUAUCUAGUAUAUGAGUGAGUAGGGGGACUACAAAAACAGCACAAAAAAUACUAUUUAUGCAUUUUCUGCUUUUUGGCACUGGCACUGGAAUCAUUUGAAACUAUGGCCUUCUAUGUGUAGUUGUUUGGGUUCACUAGUGGUGACUGAGUUUAAUGAUACCUGAUUUUUGAUGUAACAAAAAUAGUCUGUUUAUUCUUGUUUGAAAAAGACAGUACUGUAAUUGUAAGACAAAGAAAAGACUUACUUAAACUGAGAAAUCCAUGACAUGGGCUGUCAAUUCAAGGCCAGGAAAACACAGGUCAUGUGAAUAAAUACAUGAGUGGCAGAUACUAUUACUGUGAACAGCAGUGAAGUUACAUUGCCUUUGCCUCCAGCCUUAGUCGGUAUAUGAAGACUGAAGUUGGACUCUCAAAUUCUGAAAUAGUUGUCUUUUAUAACAUUGCUGCUACCAACUGAGGAUUCCUAAGAUUCCUUAAGAGCUUGCAGUACAGAUAUGAGGAUGUAGGUUAAGUUCCAUUAGCUACAGACUAAACUUCAGCAUCUUGGAGAUUUUUAGAAAUAUAAAAUGCAAACCUUUGUUUAUUUGAAGAUUAUUUGUAUAUUAAUUUUAAAUGAACACUUAAAAGAUUAAUAACCAUUUUAUCCUUAAUGUGUGUGGAGCAGCAUCUCAAGACUACAUGUUGUUGUUCGUCCGUCAAAGUCGACUAGGACCAUCGAAUCAUCCGGUUAGGGGGGAGGUUGGGAUUACGGUGAGCUCGUAGGUGACUUGCUAGACCGAUCCUUGCUCGGAAUAAUCUAUGACACAGUGGGCAUGGAAUAGUUGCUUCAGACGGUGACCUAAUGUUGCUCUUUCGGACAAGCCUGCGUGUCUCAGCUGUGGUUAUUCUAAGAAUAAUAAUUAUUUCGGGAGCCGGUGGUCUUCCAUUUCCAUACGGGCUACGUGUCCCAUCCAACGGAGAUGAGACUGCAUCAGAGUGGUGAAGAUAGUAGGUAGGUUCGCUCUAGCGAGGACCUCGGUGUCAGGGACUUUGUCUUGCCACCUGAUGUCGAGGAGUUUCCUGAGGCAGGUAGUGUGAAAAUGAUUCAGUUUCUUGGCGUGACGCUGGUAGAUUUCCACGUUUCACAUCCAUAGAGCAGUGUCGGGAAGACUGCUGCGCUAUAGACCUUGAGCUUUGUUUCUCGUCUGAUACCUCUCCUGUCCCAAACAGUGCUGCGGAGGCUGCCAAAUAGGGCACUAGCUUUUGCGAGUCUGCCAUUCAUUUCUUCAUCCAUGACGACAGAUCUAGAGAGGGUGCUGCCCAAGUAAGUAAAUUUAUCCACCGGGUUGAGACGCUGUUCACUGACGACGAUGUUGGGUUCAACGUAGGGCUUACUGCGAGCUGGCUGAUACAUCAUCUCAGUCUUCUUUGUGUUGAUUGUGAGGCCAAAGUUAAUGCAGGCCUUAGAGAAGAUAUCAACGCUAUGUUGCAUGACGGCUUCUGAGGUAGCGUUGAGGGCACAAUCAUCUGCAAACAGAAGCUCGUUGAUCGUGGUACGUUUGACCUUGGUUUUAGCUUGAAGCUUCCUAAGAUUAAAUACUGAUCCAUCAGUACGAAACCUGGAUUGGCAAGCUUGUGGUGGAGUCCUUGCACGCAUCAGACAGCAUUGCGGAAUACAUAAUACUGAAGAGUGUGGGAGCAAGGACACUGCCCUGCUUUACAGCGUUUGUGACGGGGAAUGCUUGAGAUGAUUGACUACAUAAUGAUGCAGAGGAAACAUAAUAGAUCUUUCCCUUGUUAUCUUUAAUUUUAUAAAUUUUCUGAAGGUACCGGUAGUAUAAACCCAUGAGCAUGGAAGUCGAUCAGCAAAAUAAAAGAAAAAACAAAUCAAUCGUGGAUGACCCUAACUGAGAUGUGACAGGUUUAUUUUCUUAUUGUACAUUAAGUUUAUUGCAUCUUAGUAAUCACAUUGUCAUAGAAUAAAUGAACUAAAAUUUAAAGGGCUUCUCACUGAAAAAAAUGUUUAUUGCUCUCAAACAAACUUCUGAUUAGCUGAAAAUCUAUAAUUUUAAAAACCUGCUUUUAAAUAUUAUUGAAAGUGUGCUUUUCUGCAGAAAUAAAAUAGUCUUUCAAAAAAUUCAAGCACCAAAAAAUAAAUGUGAUAAAAGAUCUGGGUUGACAUUGUGUUUACUCUCCAAUUCAAUAAUUUAAAAACAAAUUACAGUCUUUUGCUGUGAAGGGAAUUGACCAAACUUCACAAUUGCCAAAAUCUGGUUUUGAUCCAUUUAGUGAUUUUAAUGUCUAUAGUGGAUAUGCUUUAAAUUUAAAAAAUAUAUAUGUAAAAAGUGGUCCAUAUUUUGCGAGGGUUGGAGAACUAUUGUAACGUGUAUAUUACACAUUAAAAGUUCUUUUAAAAAAUAAUUUAUCUGGAUAACUCGUUUUUAAAUGCAUUGUUUUCCACUAAGUUUAACAGCUUUAUGUUUAAAAAGAACAAGUUAGACCUUAACGUUGCUCUAUGGCUUUUGAAUUAUUACUGUUAAAGAUUGAGUUAUACACCUCCUUCAGUUAGUUCUUCUAAUAAAACCAAAUAAAUAUUAUUAUAAUUUUUUUACAAGUACUAUCAAACAAACACAUUUUACACUAAUUACCUUUAAAAAACAAAAAACAAUUAAAGGAUUAUUUCUAAAAAAUUAUCUUGUUUAUGCCCUAAUAGGCAAUAUUUUUAAGAAAUUAUCAUCAAAGAAAAUAAAUUUUGAAAACUGAAAAGGGUUAUUGAUUUUUUUUAUCAUUCCCAUUGAUCAGCAACACAAACCGGUGCACUGUACAGCUCAUCAAGAUAGUAUGGUCAAUAUAGACUUUUUAUUGCUCUAGUCCUCAGUGAAUAUACGUGUGAUAAGUUUAAUGAUGUGGGAUGGGGAAGUCACAAAUACUUGAUGUCUUAUACUCGCUGGGCACAGUGUAUUAGUUUUUGUUUUACCUUGCCCAUGAGACAUAAUGAGAGGUACAUUUUGUUUAUUUUAAAAUGUUGAAUUUUUUAAAUGUUAAUUUACAAUGAUGCUGAUAAAAUUAAUAUGGUUCAUUUCAAAAUGCUAAUUUUGGAAUCUGUUUUCCCUAGGUUAAGAACAUGGCUUUCUGAAUGAAAUCAUCAGCAUUCACCAGCAGUCACCUUGUGGCUGAGCACAACCUAGAGACGGCUGUAAUGGCUCGGAAAAGAUGCUCUUCUUUCUACUCCAUCACUGGCCUCUGUUUAAUAACCUUUAUAUUUGCAAUGAUUGGCUUCCACUGGCUUGCUCCCAGCUGGGCUGGUAGCGCCUUGGCACGGAAUCUUCCAGCUGAAUUACAGAGCCAUGAAGUGGUGACGAUGCUCAUCGAUUCGCCACAUUCAGAGCCAAGAGACUCAAACUGUACCUUCCACAACUUUACCUGCCUUGAAGUCUAUCAUUGUGGUUACGAUGACAAGACUGUGAUUAGUUUGUACAUAUAUCCCAUACAGAAAUAUUAUGAUGAACAAGGAGUGGAUAUUACACCACCUAUGUCGAGGGAAUUUGAAGAGGUUUUACGUGUUAUUUCUCGGAGCCCAUAUUACUCAAAAGAUCCAGAGACCGCCUGCAUGCUCAUUCCUUCUGUUGACCUGCUCAAUCAAAACUUAAUCAAACCUCACCAGGUUAGCCGGAUAUUAGCUGGACUAAAAUGGUGAGACCAAUCUUUUGAUGUCAUUUGCUGUUGAUAAUGAUGAUUAUAGAUUUUUGAAAAAAUAGUUUAAAGUUUACAGGAAGAUUUUUUUACUUUUGAAUUACACUAGGAAUGAGUUUUUCUUUCAACUUGUGUAAUAUUUUGAUCAUUAAAUGUUUAUAAGUUAAUAAAAUAUAAACAUUUUAAGGUAAAUUACUCAAUAUUCUAUGUGACUUUCUCUUCACUAUAUUAUAUCUUGUUAGUCUCAAAAUUCUUUGUGACUUUCUCUUCACUAAAUAUCUUGUAACAUUUUGAUCACAAACCUAGAGCACAGGUAAUACGAUAUAAAUUUUUCAUAUUUUCCUUUUUAUUUAUCUAAAUCAGUUUUGAAUAAUUGUUCUUUUAAAACUAUGGUUAAAGGUUUAUAUAACACCUAAACUCCUGAUUUUAAUGAUGGCAAGACACAUUAUUACUAAUGUGUUAGCUUAAAAUCAAGUCAAGAAAACUAACUAUAGGUGCAAGGCAUGCAACUAUUUGAUAACCUUUAUCUCAUCCAGGUGGAACAAGGGUAAAAAUCAUCUACUUUUUAACAUGCUGCCUGGUGCAGCUCCCAGCUAUGUCAAUUAUCUGGACGUGAAUACCAGCAAAGCUAUGGUUGCUAGUGGAGGAUUCUCCUCCACAACUUACCGUCGUACGUUUGAUAUCACUAUACCGGUCUACAAUCCCUUGUUGGAAGGAGUUGAUCUCCCCAUCAAAUCCCACCUGUAAGUUUGAACUAGUGCAUGGUUUGAUGUUAUUUCACUUGGAAUAACCCAGUUGAGUUAAUGAGUGAGUUAGCUGACCGAUACUUUAAGUUUAAAAAAUAUAUAUAUAUUGUUACGGAGUAGAUAUACAGUUUUAAGGAAAUUUCACUGAAUGCUACAUAUACUUAUACAGGUUCAACUAUAGUUUCUUUUCACUAAGUUUAGUGAUGAAAAUAAAAUAAUUUAAUUAGGAACUCUCAAUUUUUUAAAGAAUUAAUAAAGUCCCUUGUAUGAAAUUGGUUUUCCAGAGAAACGAGAAAGUGGCUAUUACUCUCAAGCCAAUUUGGUCUGAACCCAGUUUACAAAUCUGCGAUAAAAGCAGCUGCUGCCUCUGACAACAGUGUCCUUGUGUUGGAUCGCUGUAGUGGAACUCCCUUGAACUACUCCAUUAGGUGUGACCAACAAGGCAAUGAGUAUCCGUAUCCGGCCAUUCUACAGGUGAAGCUUAUUCGUUACAAAGUGUUUUUUUAAAGAUUUAAGCAGGGGCUCUUUUCAUUACUUGCACAUUGUUAAAAUCUGAUUAUUAAAUCAAAUGAUCACUCUUAAAGUUGUCAGGUGAUGAGUUUUCACGAUAUAUGAUGGUUGAGUUUUGCACUUGAGAAAUACUUUAAAUUUCAUAAGUUUUAAAAAAUUGUUUUAGUGUUUUAGUGCUGAAAAUGAAAUAAUAAAAAAAAAUUUCCAUUGUUUUGGAACAAUAAAAUAAUUUUAUUGUGUGGUUUCUAUAAGCUGAAUUUCUUUGUUGUAAGUACUGGAUAUUUCAAUUUUAAAAGACUUUUACAAAAAUUGAUAACCUCCUUUGAAAUUUUAUUUUUAUAAACUUAUAUAAAGUGUUGAAUUGCUUGGGGACCGCACUGACUUUUAAGAUGUUAUGUUCUAAAAACAGGAAGCUACAUUUUGUUUAGUGGUCCGCGGAAACCGUCUUGGUCAGCCAACCCUGAUGGAUACCAUGAUGGCUGGAUGUAUCCCUGUGGUUGUGGCAGAUGGCUACCUAAUGCCUUUUCAUGAAGUUUUAGAUUGGACGAGGUAAGUAGUGUGACAUAACCUUACCCUAUUGGACAAUUUAGGUUGUGUGACAUAAUCUUACACAAUUAAACAAGGUAGAUAAGCUAUUCACAUAUUCUCCAUUUAGUUGCUGUUCCUUUAUAUGGGAAAUUUAUCAUAGUAUAAAUCAUGCAAGGUUAAAAUGCAGUAGUUUAUUUUAGAGUUUAGCUAGGGCCUCGAUAAUCGGUUCUCAUCCUUCCUAAUACCGCGACCCUUUAAUAUAGUUCCUAAUGUAGAGGCAACCCCUAACAACAAAAUUAAUUUCGUUGCUACUUCACGACCGAAGAGAUUAUGCGUCUUCCUAUGGUCUUAGGCGCCCCUGGGAAAGGGUCGUUCGACUCCCAAAGCCAUGUUUAAAUUCAAGCUAACCAGACAAUAUCCAUUUCACAACAACCACAUCACAUCAUCCACAUCACAACAUCCACCUCUCAACAUACACCUUACAACAUCUGCCUUACAACAGCCACCCCACAACAUCUGCCUCACAACAGCCACCCCACAACAUCUGCCUCACAACAUCCACCCCACAACAUCCACCCCACAACAUCCACCCCACAACAUCCACAUCACAUCAUCCACAUCACAACAGCCACCUCACAACAUCCACAUCACAACAUCCACAUCAUCCACAUCACAACAGCCACAUCACAACAGCCACCUCACAACAUCCACAUCACAACAUCCACAUCACAUCAUCCACAUCACAACAGCCACCUCACAACAUCCACCUCACAACAUCCACAUCACAUCAUCCACAUCACAACAUCCACAUCACAACAGCCACAUCACAACAGCCACCUCACAACAUCCACAUCACAACAUCCACAUCACAUCAUCCACAUCACAACAGCCACAUCACAACAGCCACCUCACAACAUCCACAUCACAACAUCCACAUCACAUCAUCCACAUCACAACAGCCACCUCACAACAGCCACCUCACAACAUCCACAUCACAACAUCCACAUCACAACAGCCACAUCACAACAGCCACCUCACAACAUCCACAUCACAACAUCCACAUCACAUCAUCCACAUCACAACAGCCACCUCACAACAGCCACCUCACAACAUCCACAUCACAACAUCCACAUCACAUCAUCCACAUCACAACAGCCACCUCACAACAGCCUCCUCAAAUUAAAAUUACAGAAGGAGUUUAAAAAUACAGAUGAGAGAAAGUCGUCAGGCAGAUGUGGAGAUCUUGAUAUAUAUUGAUUUUUAUUUGUGGCUUAAUUUAUGGUCUAAAUUUUUUUAGGGCUGCUGUGCACCUGAAUGAGGAGCAUCUUUCUAAUGUGCUCGAUGUGUUGAAAAACUUUAGCUUGGAACGAAUUCAUGACAUGAGGCGGCAAGUGCACUUUUUCUGGCAGAGCUACUUUAAGUCACUGACGGACAUAACGCUGGCCACAUUACAGAUUGUCAAUGACAGGGUUUUCCCAUUUAAUGCUCGGACAUACGAUCAGUGGAAUGAGUUGCUUAAUCCGGUUUGUGCCUUUUACUUUAAGUUUAUUUUAAGUUAGGCUUCUCAAACUUGAAUCUUCUGAACAGCUGCAAUAAAACAAUGAGCACCUUGCAUGUGCCUCCUUAUGGAAAUAUUCUUUUUUAAUUUGAAACAUCUCCCGCCUCAUUAUUUUUUUAUGGAAUAAUGCAUGCUUACUUGCCCUUAGCACAACUAACUAUUGAAGCUGAACUCUCUUAAUAUUAUUUUAAAAGUACUUAAAUUUAAAUAAAAACACAUCUUUUUCUUCUUCUUUGCUCCUACUGGUGCCUGGGCCAUUCAAUAAUUCUUUCCCUUUAUCCUUGUUCUGCACUAUUCUUUCCAGCUCAAUCCACGUCUUGCCAUUUCUCUCUCUCUCACUCUGCUGAAGUCCAGACCUGUUUACUCUUACGAUUUUGGCGUAAAUGUACGAUUUUGAGAUGUAUACAUUAUAUAUACUGUAUGUUUAUAUUUUUUACUAUUAAGAUAAUGUAUUGAACAAUUUUGUGAUGAUAUUGUACGAUUUUAAGAGUUUGGGGGUAAACAGGUCUGGAAGUCCUUUUUCCAUUUGCUAUGUUGUAUUUUCUUUGUUUUUUGGUCUGAUGGUUUUUUUCCAAGCUUUUCGUAUGAUGACAAGUCCUCGUUAUCUGACAGGUAGUAAAUAAAUCAUCUCUCUUCAUGCUCCCCAAAUGCAGAGUCUGUCUUACUCGAGGAUGUCAAAGUUGUGCUGUUUGUGAAUGAUUCCCUAGUUUUUUAUUUUCUAUAUAUAAAUGGGCCACCAACCCAAAGUUAAACCUUUUAAUAGUGGCUUCAUAUGACACACAAGCAGGUAGGCAGUGGGUCAAUACAGCUCCUGAUCAGUUUCAGAUCUCGUGCCCACAGUGGGAAAUAACAGAGUGAUAAGUCAUUAUUUGUCUUUGCCCUUAUAUUAAUUUAACUGAAUUUCUUAUGUAUACCUUAACUGAUCUCACAGAAUGCCAUCAAGAACCCAUUGUUUUUACCACUACGGGCACCAAAGAAUCUGGGUUUCACCGCCGUUAUAUUGACCUACGACAGAGUUGACUCUUUGUUCCAAGUAGUUCGCCAGGUUGGAAAAGUGCCAAGCCUUGCCAAAAUCAUUGUGGUUUGGAAUAACCAGGAAAUUUUACCCCCGCCAAGUAAGUCACUUAGGAGAUUUUUAAAUGAGCUGAAACUUUUACAUGAUAGAUCAUUUAGUGCCCAUUGAAAUAAUUCUUCUGAUUUAAAACUCUAUGAGCAAGCAUUCCUUUUUAACUGUGAAUGUCAAUAUACUUGUGAGAAAAAUUAUUUCAACUAGAGCAAUUGGACAUAAUUUACAAGAACUAAAUUUUGAUGAGUUUUAAGCUUGAAUGUUUUAAUAUACGAUUUUAAUUUAAAAAUUCUCUAUUUCUGGUGAAUGAUCUUGAAAAAAAUAUGCUUGGGAUUAAGUUUGUUGUCUUCAAUAAAGUAUAUUGAAAUGUUAUACACUUAAAAAGUAUGUUGAAAUGAUACACACUUGAAGUAUAUUGUAAAGUUAUGCACUUAAAAGUAUCUUGAAGUUUGAAGUGUUACGCAUUUGGGAACAAUAUGCAAAAAUGGAAGGGAAUAGUUUUACUUUAAUAAUUCCCCUAAAUAUAAAUUUAUUAGUAACUGCAUUUUAAAAACCUUCAUUUCAAACAACACAAUAAUUGAGCCUGAGACCACCCUAUAGCACACCCCAACCUAUAGCACACGCCACUCUAUAGCACACCCCACCCUAUAGCACACCCCACCCUAUAGGACACCCCACCCUAUAGGACACCCCACCCUAUAGCACACCCCACCCUAUAGCACACUGCUCUUUUCAUCAUACAGAUGCUAGGUUUCCUUUAGAAGCAUGGCUGCCCUGAGUACCCCUCCUCCCACCCACUGCUGCCUUCUUGCCUUGAAUAGAUGAUUAUAUAAGUAUCUGACCUGUAUUGCUAACAUUAUGAUAACAUCAUGGGUGGAUGGGUGGCCCACUUCCCAUCAACCUAUAGGGCACAAAGACUUGUUGCCUAUCAAAUUUUCAGGCCCCCCCCCCCCAAUUGUUCAUGUUUUUCAAUGGGAAUAUAAAAUAAAAUGCCUCAUAACAGCGCUAAAUGAGAUUCUUUAAAAAAAAUAUCGCCUAUGAUUAUAUAAGUAUCUGACCUGUAUUGCUAACCUUAUGAUAACAUCAUGGGUGGAUGGGUGGCCCACUUCCCAUCAACCUAUAGGGCACAAAGACUUGUUGCCUAUCAAAUUUUCCGGCCCCCCCCCCCCCAAUUGUUCAUGUUUUUCAAUGGGAAUAUAAAAUAAAAUGCCUCAUAACAGCGCUAAAUGAGAUUCUUUAAAAAAAAUAUCGCCAGUGCAUUUGGUGCGUAAUAUCUUCUCAAAUUGUUGGUGAGGAAAUUCUGUGACGUAAAAACGGCUGGGUCAUUAGAAUAUUAAUAUAGUUCAGGGGCAUAAAAAAUGUGGGGCUGCAAGCCUUGUAGGGGAGAGCACUAAUUGUGAUUCUUAUAAAAUGCUUAACUUGUAUGCAUGUUUUGUCAAAUGUUCAGCCCCACCCCCAUUGCAGGGUAUUACAUUUGACAAAGGAUGUAUAUGCAGAACUUUGUUUUAGGGGUUCUUUUAUUAGUCCUAUCAUUGCAAAUUCCAUUCUCUUUAUUUGCAGUGUCCCAGUGGCCUAACACAGGGAAACCUAUUAAAGUAAUCAUCACCAAGUAUAACAGACUGAGUAACAGGUGAGUUUUGUGACAGACUGAGUAACAGGUGAGUUGUGUGACAGACUGACUAACAGGUGAGGUGUGUGACAGGCUUAUUAACAGGUGAGUUUUGUGACAGACUGAAUAACAGGUGAGUUGUGCAACAGACUGAGUAACAGGUGAGUUGUGAGGAGUCGAUGUUAAUUUUGUUCAAGAAACUAACAUUUUUCUCUUCCUAUUUAUCUGAACCUAAGAACUUUAACUUAUGAUCAUCAUAUUCUAAACAAUAUAAAACACACUAAUAUAUAUAUAUAUAUAUAUAUAUAUAUAUAUAUAUGUAUAUAUAUAUAUAUAUAUAUUAUAAAUAUUAAAAAAAUUUAUGAAAGCUUUUCUAAAAUAUUCUUAUAUUCUAUCUCUUUUAUAUUAUAAAAAAUAUAAAACACACUAAUAUAUAUAUAUAUAUAUAUAUAUAUAUAUAUAUAUAUGUAUAUAUAUAUAUAUAUAUAUUAUAAACAUUAAAAAAAUUCAUGACAGCUUUGCUAAACUAUUCUUAUAUUCUACCUCUUUAAAUUUAUUCUGACUUGCUUAUUUUGACAGAUUUUAUCCCUACGAUGAAAUCGAGACAGAAUGUAUCCUGGCAUUGGAUGAUGACAUUGUCAUGUUGACGCCUGAUGAAAUGGAGUUUGGUUAUGAGGUAAGGGUUUUUCAUUUAGCUCUUCCAUCUUUGAGGAUGAUAAAAAAGAAAGGAACCACAUCCAUGAUAUAUUUUGUUAAUAAAUCUUGUAUUAUUUCAAAAGUUCACAGUUGUGUCUCAACCACCAGGUUAUUGUUGAACUUUUCCUUGGCACAAGAUGCUUGAGAUUUUCUUAGUAAAUUUGCUAUCAGUAACACAUUAAGAAAAUAUCAUGUGUAGAACGUUUGGAUGUUCAGUAGUAUUGAUAAAAACAUAAAUCAUAAAAACAUAAAUCUGUAAAUACAUGAAUCGUAUUGUAAAUACAUAAAUUGUAUCUGAAAAUACAUAAUUCAUAUCUGUAAAUGAAGUAAUGUAUUCUAUGGCUCUGUACACCUUGGUGGAUCCAACAGGUUUGGAGAGAGCAUCCGGACCGACUUGUUGGGUAUCCUUCUCGACUUCACCUCUGGCAGAAUGACACGCAGAGCUACAGCUAUGAAUCCGAGUGGAUGAAUGCCAUAUCCAUGGUGUUGACAGGUGCAGCUUUCCACCACAAGGUAAAUGCUUUAAACAAUCACCUCUCGCAGGAAACCAGUUCCACUAAUUAACUACUUUUUGGUCCCUGGCAUCUGAGAUUGUUUUAUUUCUACAUCAAGUCAUUAGAUGUCCAUGCUCAUUAAUUUCCUGUACAAAGUGUUGCUUUCAUUCAUUGUGGUAAGAAAAUGAUAAAAAACUCAUCUCAUUUAUCAUUAUCAUUUUUAAAAAAAUCACUAGAUUCCUUUGAUGUGUGAAAAUUACAAUGACUUGAUGAUAAUUGAUUGAUUGAUUUUUUUGGCCCUAUUUCUCCUGUACAUCCAUUGAUAAUACAAUAGUAACUGUGUCUUUCUCUGUAACUAAUGGCAUAAAACAAGACUGUGCCACAGCUCCAACACUUCGAGCAUGGUAUUCUCAGCAGUGCUGACUGAAACUUUUCUUCACAAUAAUGACGGUAAUAUCAAACUGAUGAUGAAGUAUUUCAUCUUGGGAGACUAAACGCUAAAUUCCAAGGUCCGUACCGACAUCAUCAGGGAUUUUCUGUAUGCAGACAACUGUGUUGAGAAUGCUGUAUCAGAGGCAUGUAUGCGAUGCAGUGUUUCAAACUUCUAGGAUGAAGCCUGCACAAACUUGGUGGACAUAAAACAAAAUACAAAAAUUUCCUGUAUGACUUGAACCUCUCAUAAACCCAAUACAAUUGUCAUUGGCAAUGUAUUUCCUACAAGCAUGAAAACUAAUCAAUGACCAUACUUCAACAAUUAAACAUAACCACUUCUGCAGGGUUUUUCAAGGAUUUUGCAUAUUUUGUAGAUCUGUCAGGAAAAAAUACGCUAAUGCAAAUUAGUUAGGUUCCAAUGAAAAAUUAGUGAAUAGUUGAAUCCACGAAUCCUAAAAUGAAAAUGCACAAGGUAUUACUGUACAUUGUUAAUAAUAAUCGAUAUAAUUUUGUGUUGCAGUAUUUCUCCUAUAUGUACACAUAUGGAAUGCCUGGCAAUUUGAAACAAUGGGUAGAUGAACAUAUCAACUGCGAGGACAUUGCCAUGAACUUCCUGGUCACUAACGUUACUGGGAAAGCACCUCUCAAGGUUUGAGAAUGUUUUUAGAAUAUAUAAAUGGUGGAUUAAGACAUGUUUAGGCUUUAAAAAAAGACAGGACAAUUACAUGGACAUUUCAGCUAAAUGCCUUCAUUAGCAGACGAGACAAAACAAGAAAUAAAAAAUGAAUAGAUAUUUAAAAACUAAAGGGUUAGAAGAUUCUGAUCAUAAUGUAGUUCUCAAAGUCCCUGUGUAGAAAUGGAAUGUUAUGUUGUUCAAAACCAAAAGGUGUGUUCCACAUAAUUCUGUGGUGUGAACUAUCAAGUUAGAAGAAUGAGUUAUGAUUAAUUUAAGGAAUAAUAUUUUAAACGAAAAAUGAGAACAGAAAUGGAGAUUAAAUUGAGGAGCGCUAGAAAGAGAGGGAUUGAUGCCCUAUGGUGCUAUUGGGCCAAAAAUAUUUUAAUUAAUUUUUAUUCAUACUUCACUCUCCCUGGUUUUAUUAUUGCUAGAAAUUAGAGCAUCCCUUCUGAAGACAUAGAUUUGUAUCACUUGUCAAGUGGAGGGGUGAGAAUACCCCUGUUUGUGUCAGGCAUAGAUUUGUAUCACUUGCCAAGUGGAGGGGUCAGAAUACCCCUGUUUGUGUCAGGCAUAGAUUUGUAUCACUUAUCAAGUGGAGGGGUGAGAAUACCCCUGUUAGUUACUGAGUUUAAAGAAAAAAUUGUCUAAUUCUUUUGCAAACGUCGCUUCCAGGUUGUCCCACGGAAGAAGUUUAAGUGUCCUGAGUGUGUUAAAGAGAUGUUGUCAGCUGAUAUUUCCCACAUGGUGGAGAGGUCCGAGUGCAUCAACUUCUUUGUCCAGCUCUAUGGUGCAAUGCCACUCAGGCCAAUUGAGUUUAGGGCCGACCCUGUCUUGUUCAAAGAUAAAAUUCCUGGAAUUCUAAAAAAAUAUAUGGAUCUUGGAACUUUGUGAUGUGAGUGUGUAUGUGCUAGUGUGUAUGUGUUGGUGUGUAUGUGUAGGUGUGUAUGUGUUGGUGUGAAUAUGUUGUGUGUAUGUGCGAUGCAUAUGUGGGUGAACGUGUUAUUUUCUGAAAAUAAGUUUGUUGAAAGAGACUUAGAUCCUGAAAUGUUGAACAUAAAUGCAUAUUUUCAGAUAUACUUACAAAUCUAAAUGGGUUGUCUAGCAAGCAUCUACUAUUCACUUAUGAUAAUUUUAAAAACACCCAAACACAUACAUCUUGCCUGUAUAAAAAAUAGAUUAAAUAAAUUGUUGUUUUGAAGAUUGCUCCAAGUAUCGACAAAUGUUUAUUUUAGUGCAGAGCGGAUACUUUCAACAUUUUUUUAGUGGGUAUAUUUAUAAGACAGAACCUAAGUUGUUGUUUCAAUAGACUAGAUAUUGCCAUGAUGGAUUGUUUGUUGAUUGUGAUAAUUGUUGUUUUUACCUUUUUUUUAAUAUAAUUUUAAAUUUUCUUUAUUCUUUCUCUCUUGCUGUUGAGGUACGACUGGGGAGGUAAUUGUUUAUGUCACUUAUUUUUAUAUUCUUGCUCAUUUAAAAGUAGAAAAAAAACUGUUUAAAUAUCAUGUUGACUACACAAUUUUUACCAUAUAUAUUUUUUUUUGGUUGUUUUAAACAGCUUAUGAGGUAAAAUUGUAAAAACCAUUAAACGAUGUUAUUUGUGUUACAUCAGCACAGCGCGUUAAGCUAUCGGAUUCUGGGACCAUCUCUUUAUUGACAUCCUAUAUUUUGUGUAUCAUCAACAAAGCGCUUUAACCUAUCAAAUUCUGGGACCAGCUCUUUAUUGACAUCCUAUAUUUCGUAUAUCACUGAUCAGGUCAAAACAUGGUGUGGAUUAUGUAUGUCUUAAAAAAAACUUGAAACUAAAAGCAAAGUUGAUAAAAUAAAAUAAAAUUUGAUCAUUUUAAAGCCAUAGAUAAAAUGAUUAUGUUGUUAGCCUCUAUUCUAAGCCUUACCAGGAGGUAAUCUCUUUUUUAAUGAUACUAAUUGUUUAAAUGGGUGUGUAUGAAGUAUUGGUGAUAACGGGAUUCAUUGUCUUGUAUGAUUAAAUAGAAAAAACAAACAUUAUUUAUUUUCAACAAGUGUUAAAUAAAUUAUAUAUUUAUUGUUAAUAUCUUAGCAGUCUUGGGAACACUGAUCUACAACACACAGAGUAUCGGGAAACAACAUUUUUGCGUGGUGCACGCCUGAAUAGUAUUACAUGUAAAAUAAAAGAUAUUUAUUCUGUGGCACAACUACAUCGGAGACUAGGGUUUGAGGUUGGAGUACUAUUUGCUUAAGGGUAUUUUAAAUAUGUACAUAGGGAAGACAAGACUCUUCGUUUCUGUAAAUAUGUAGAAAUUUUUUUCACUUGUAACUUUGUUUCAUUUAUAACACAAAUUUUUCUUGUUAUUUAAUAUGAUUAUUUUGUUUUAACGCUAUCAUAAUUGUAGGCCCACUUUGUGAUAAGCUGGACAAAUGUCCUUCAGGACUCAUUUAAUAUAUUUUCAAAAACUCAGGCAAUUUAUGUAGUCAAACAGUGAUCCAGACAUUGAAGAACUAUGCAGGGUCAUCAUUUUAAGAAUAAAAUUUCCAUGUUUAAAUUUCAAAGAAAUCAUAAUUUAAAAAAAAAGUUUUUAAUAAUAAAGAAAAGUUUUCACAUUUUUUACCAGAAAGAUUUGUUUACCAGAAAUUUGAUAGAAAGAAAUUUUAUCGACGGCAAAAUUGCUAGACGGAAAUUUGAUCUAACGGAAAUUCGGUGGAAUAGUUUUUUUCGGUUCACGAUAAAAUUUCGUCAAAUUUCUUUUUGAACGCACUAUACUAUAUAGUAAAACAAAAUAAUGCAAAUUUCCGUUCUAUCAAAUUUCCGCUCUAUCAAAUUUCCGUCGAUCUAUUUUCUGUUAACAAAAUUUCUUUUGAUCAAAUUUCCGAAUACAAAAAGAUUUGGGUUUGAGAUUAUUAAAAUAGUUUUAUGUCAAGCAGGUAAUUAAAAAUUUAAAAAAUUUGUUGUGGUGGGGGGGAUUAUUUAAGUGAUUUUUUUAGAUUUAGGUUUGACAAUAUUUUUCAAAGUUUAAUUUAUACAAAACAAUUUAUAGUGAUACCGUAUUUUCGGGCGUAUAAGACGACCCCCUACUUUUCCUGUUAAAAUCUAGGGUUUGGGCUGUACACCAGCUCAUAAGACAACCCCAGGCGUAUAAGAUGACCCCCGACUUUUGAAAAGAUUUUCAUGGUUUAAAAGGUCGUCUUAUACGCCGGAAAAUACGGUAAUUUUUUUUAACUCGAACAAUAUGAAGAAAGCCAAUAAGUAUUUACCAGAUUUGUUAUAAAUUGAUAGGAAAUAUAACACACAUGAUAGACAGACUAAACAAAACAACAGACGUUUCCUCUACCAUGUAUUUCUAAUUGCUUCAACCUGAACGCAGUCCUCCCCACACAUGACACUAAUAAGAAGACAGACUUGCCAGGCUGCUAUUUGUCCCCAUUAUUCAACGUACAGAAUAUUUUGCAUCCGUUUGUCAUUUGUUCUGUAUUGUUUGUUGUUUUGAAAUGUACUAGUCAUUGUUCAAGAUUAUACUAUGGUGUGUGACAUCGAUCUUGUCAGUUAAUCAAAAACUUCACCAUGAAAUCAUGAAACGCCAAAUAUUAUAUAGAAAUGGCCUUAAGUUGCAUUUGAAGCAUAUAAAAUCCAUUUUUUUUCUCUCAAAUAUGUUGUUUAAAUAUUUCUGAGUACUCGUCUAUUAAUUCAAAUUGAAAGGCUCAGCCCAAUCAACUUGCAUUAAAAAAAUCAUAACUUUGUGCUAUCCCUUUGAAAGGUGGUCACUCAUAUAUUACGGACAUUGUCAAUGAUAUCAUUUCCUUGUACUUCACCAAGAAAAAUAAUGUAGUUUCUUAAAGGCUAAAAAAAUUUAAAAAAUUCUGCGGUGUACAAGGCAUGGCCACGAUGUUUAUAUGAUAAAAGAUAGUCUUAAAUUAUAACUAGUUAUAUUGACGUAAUGGGCCAUGCAUUUGAUUUCCAUUAUUGGCUUUUGUACUUAAGAAAUAUGUCUGAUAGGACCUGGCGAUCUUUUGCACACCUCUGUGUAAUGGGAUCAGCUGAGCUUAGCCUUUCAGUUUCAUUUAAUGUCUUGCAUGUAUUUACACUUAUAUUGUUUAUUUAAUGUUUUUCUUUGAAUUGUUAGCACCUAUUCAAUGGUAACAGUUAUAUUUAUGUGUGGUUCAUUGUAAUUAAUAAAUUUCUAUUAUUUUCUUUUAAGAUUAAAAGAGAAAAGUUUGGGAUUUUUUUUUAAUCUUAAGAAUUCCUGAUAGUUACUUAAAUUAUUGAUUCUGUGAGGCUCUUUUAAAUGUUGUUAAAAAUUUUUGUUGAUUGAACCUGAUUGUGAUUGGUAGCAAUAAUGUUGUCUGGUGGGUUUUUUCUCCCCAAUAAUUUCAGUUUGUUAAAGCUUGAAAAUCACUUUAUUAUUUCUGGGAAUAUAUAUUAAUGUAUAUAAUGUUGUGUUGAAAUUUAACUUGAAGUUGAAGAUGUCAAUCUCACCUCCAUAUAACAAUAUAUUUUUUAGCUUUCUUCAAAUUUAAUUUUUUUAUGUUUGAGAAUCACAGCUGAUUAACAACAAACAACUAUAAUCAUUGUAUAUUGACUACUCUCAGUAGCACUUCAUAAGUCUGUGCAAUUUGCAUCUAAAGUUGACAUUUCUUCUAAGAAUGCUGCUGAGACUGUAUUUCAGAUGAGUGAAUUGGAUGUGUGACAAGAAAAGCCGAGACCUUCUUGUUGAAAAUAAGAGAAUGAAUUUAGUUUUAAUGUUUGGAGAUAAUUAAGAUUAGAAUAACCACCCCACCACCUUGGUUAUAUGUCAUUUUAUGUAGCUGUUGUUUAUAUAUGAAAUGAUUGUGUGGGCUCUUAAUACGAUUGUGUGUGGUCUCAAUCAUGAUUGUGUGUGGUCUCAAUCAAUGAUUGUGUGGUCUUAAUCAAUAUGAUUGUGUGCUCUUAUGAUUGUGUGUGGUCUCAAUCAAUGAUUGUGUGGUCUUAAUCAAUAUGAGUGUGUGCUCUUAAUAUGAAUGUGUGUGGUCUCAAUAUGAUUGUGUGUGAUCUUAAUUUAAUUGUCUGAAUCAAUCUUUUUUUUUUCAUUUUUCUCAUCAAUAUCUCAAGAGUGGUCAAUUAUGAAAUAAAAGUUAAAUAUUCUGGUC
This is a messenger RNA of Lymnaea stagnalis (great pond snail), 18384 nucleotides long. The record is from the annotation of a GenBank genome assembly. NCBI's taxonomy places the organism in Eukaryota, Metazoa, Mollusca, Gastropoda, Lymnaeidae.